AAUCUCUCUCUCUCUCCCUCAUUCCAUAAACCCAUUACACAAAAACCCGCCAUUGUUACACUCUAAGAGAAGAGAGAAGGAAAAAUGGAAGGUGUAUCACCAAAGUUUGUGUUGCCGGAGACAUUCGACGGCGUGAGGAUGGAGAUCACAGGACAACUAGGCAUGAUCUGGGAGCUUGUAAAAGCACCAGUUAUUGUCCCUCUUCUUCAAUUAGCUGUUUACAUCUGUUUGCUUAUGUCUGUCAUGCUUUUAUGUGAGAGGGUUUACAUGGGAAUCGUCAUCGUCCUUGUCAAACUCUUCUGGAAAAAACCAGACAAACGUUACAAAUUCGAGCCCAUUCAUGACGAUGAAGAGCUUGGUAGCUCCAAUUUCCCAGUCGUCCUCGUACAAAUCCCCAUGUUCAACGAACGAGAGGUUUAUAAGCUAUCAAUAGGAGCGGCGUGUGGACUCUCUUGGCCGUCCGAUCGUCUCGUGAUUCAAGUGUUAGAUGACUCAACAGAUCCUACUGUUAAGCAAAUGGUGGAAAUGGAGUGCCAAAGAUGGGCAAGUAAAGGAAUCAAUAUUAGGUAUCAAAUAAGAGAAAAUAGAGUUGGUUACAAAGCCGGUGCUUUAAAGGAAGGACUCAAACGUAGUUAUGUCAAACAUUGCGAGUAUGUUGUCAUCUUCGACGCCGAUUUUCAGCCCGAACCGGAUUUUCUUCGCCGUAGCAUUCCUUUUCUCAUGCACAAUCCCAACAUUGCCUUGGUUCAGGCCCGAUGGCGGUUCGUAAAUUCUGAUGAGUGCUUAUUGACAAGGAUGCAAGAAAUGUCGUUGGAUUACCAUUUCACUGUUGAGCAAGAAGUCGGUUCAUCGACACAUGCUUUUUUCGGCUUCAACGGAACCGCCGGAAUCUGGAGAAUAGCGGCGAUAAAUGAAGCCGGCGGGUGGAAAGAUAGAACCACCGUGGAAGAUAUGGAUCUCGCCGUCCGAGCUAGUCUUCGCGGCUGGAAAUUUCUCUACCUCGGUGACCUUCAGGUGAAAAGUGAGCUUCCAAGUACUUUUAGAGCCUUCCGUUUUCAGCAACAUAGAUGGUCUUGUGGACCUGCAAAUCUCUUUAGGAAAAUGGUUAUGGAGAUCAUAAGAAACAAGAAAGUGAGAUUCUGGAAGAAAGUGUAUGUGAUCUACAGCUUCUUCUUUGUGAGGAAGAUCAUUGCACAUUGGGUCACAUUUUGUUUCUACUGCGUUGUUCUUCCUCUUACCAUUCUCGUCCCCGAAGUUAAAGUUCCGAUUUGGGGUUCCGUUUAUAUCCCUUCCAUCAUCACUAUCCUCAACUCAGUCGGUACUCCAAGGUCGAUUCAUCUGCUGUUCUAUUGGAUUCUAUUCGAGAAUGUGAUGUCGCUACACCGGACAAAGGCUACUCUCAUUGGUCUGUUUGAGGCAGGAAGGGCUAACGAAUGGGUCGUGACUGCUAAGCUUGGAAGCGGUCAGAGUGCUAAAGGAAACACAAAAGGGCUCAAAAGGUUCCCAAGAAUCUUCAAAUUGCCUGAUCGAUUGAAUACAUUGGAGCUUGGAUUCGCGGCGUUCUUGUUCGUGUGUGGAUGCUAUGACUUUGUGCACGGGAAGAACAAUUACUUCAUCUACUUGUUUCUUCAGACAAUGUCUUUCUUCAUCAGUGGGCUUGGCUGGAUCGGGACUUAUGUCCCGAGUUAGUAGAGUUGUGUUCUGGUAACAUGUUACAGGGAGAAAAGAGAAGGUUAUUAAUUUUCUGGAGAAAUAAAGACAAUUUUAAAUG
Molecule: messenger RNA, 1771 nt
Organism: Arabidopsis arenosa
Lineage: Eukaryota; Viridiplantae; Streptophyta; Magnoliopsida; Brassicales; Brassicaceae
Source: the annotation of a GenBank genome assembly